Camellia sinensis is the source of this 911-nucleotide messenger RNA. NCBI's taxonomy places the organism in Eukaryota, Viridiplantae, Streptophyta, Magnoliopsida, Ericales, Theaceae. The record is from RefSeq and is a predicted model, not a curated record.
CUGCACUCUAUAUAAGAUAGAGACCCCUGCCAUCUAACAGAUCCAACCAUUCAAGAAUAAAACACGACGGAUGUCGUCUGGGAGGGAGAGAGAUUGUGUUAGAUCUCUCUCUCUGUGUUACUAUUGUCAAAUCAAUGGCAACAACAACAACAAGAAGAACACCUCAGCAAGGCACGCAGACAAACUUGUUUGGACAGAUCAAUGACUCAUUUCUCAGCAUUACAACACACUCCUACUACAACUUGUCGCAACAAGAGAGUACCCCCUCUUCUGCUUCCUGGCACGCCGUUUUGGCCUUUAUUGUCCCAGUGUUCCUCACCCUUUUGCGAAUCAAGUAUGAUGGGAAGGACAUAUCCGCAUUCGACACGUACCCCAAAUCUUUGGGUGUUUCCAUUGCUAGUUUGCUUCUCUAUUGCUCCGCUUACUAUGCCGAGCUGAAGUCUUCUUCUUAUGAAGAUCACCGCCGCUUGCAAACUCAUGCUCGCCAUGGGGCAGUGGUGUUUGGUUGGCUUGGUUUGGUGUCUCUGACUUCAAUUCUUUUGCCAGACUCAGUUGGGCCUCUUCUCUACUUUCUUUAUAUAUUGUUCUUGGCAGGUGAGUUUCUGUGCCGCCCGCUUCAGAUGCUGUGGAAUUGGCUCCAUCAUAUAGUCAUGGGCAAAGUUCCAGUAAUGCCUCCAAGUUGGCUCACUACUGCUCAUGCCUUUUCUAACUCAAGAGGAAACAAUCUACGGAGAAAUACCUUAUCAGUAUAAUCAGCAAUCAAUCGACCUUUUUUGUUUGGGUCAAAUAAUUGUCUGUAAUAAAGUUAUAUCAGGAAUGUUUUCUUUGUUUUUCUUCUCUUGUUUGUUUGUCCUCGUAAUAUUUCCAUAUUCAUGUGAGUAUAAGAAACAAAAAAGGUUUUGCUGUAUCAA